Molecule: messenger RNA, 4294 nt
Organism: Schistosoma mattheei
Lineage: Eukaryota; Metazoa; Platyhelminthes; Trematoda; Strigeidida; Schistosomatidae
Source: the annotation of a GenBank genome assembly
AGAAACAGAAAUAAACCAGUUGGGGAUAGAAGGUCUAUUGAGAAAAUAGAGAGAGAAGCAGAUGGUUGCGAAGGAAGAGGAGUAUAAAGUAAAAGAAAUUAUGAGAUAUUAAGACGAUGGUAGGAAAAAAGGUUGUACCGAUUUCUUUUGACACACAGAAAUUCUCUUUAGGGCGUCUGUACCUCCAUCACCCUUAGAAUCAAUGUUCAUGUGAAGUGUUUUUUUUUCAACCGAGGUUAUUUGUGCUUCAGGCGGUUUGAGUUUUAUAUUUUUGUCAAUAUCACGCUUAAUUAGCACGUAAAUGGAUAAACCUGUUACUCUGAAAUAAACGCAACUAAAAAUACCUUGUUGUUCCCGAAAACAUAAAUUCAAGUGACAUUCAGUAGUAGUUUCGCGCAACCGUUACCUAACCGACUUCUUAAACUACAGACUCAUUUUGCGAUAUGAGCUGCGUUAAAUUCUUCACGCUGAUGUUUGUAUACCGUGUUUCAGUUUGAUUUCUAUAAACUUUUCUAUCCAUCUAGGAGUACAUGUCUGUAAAGUAGGUAUCUCUUUGGCAUUCAAAGGCUGUAGUGUAAUCAGUCCAGUCUUUGGAGGGUAGCUACGUUGAAUUAAUGUUGGUUCAUGAUGGUAGGAUUUGAAGUUUUUACAUUUUGAUAACUUUAAUUUUUGUCAAGGAGAACGGUACUACGAUAAUAUUAAAGAGUUCAGUUUUACUGUUGACUGCUCUAAUAUAUGGUAGGAUAUGGCGUAAAUAGUCAAGCUGUUGAAAUUUAACAAAUGUUUGAAUUGGAACAAGCCUAAAAGAUUUCAGCGUGUAGAAAUAUUUCAGGCAAGUAGUAAUUGCUGUCAUAAUUUAAUAAAAUAUAGUACCAUAUUUAUUCUGAAUUGGGCUGUUUGUUUAUAAUCAUUUGUAGAAAUAAUCUCUUUAUGAUAACCUGUAACACUUUACUGAUAAAUGUUCUAUAAAGUCAUUCCCAGUAGUAACUGGCAACUGGAAUGUAGUUAAGUCUUUAAACAUUACAGGAUAUUGAAGACCGAUUUCAAGUUCUCACAAGGUACAGACAUAACGAUGUCUGAAUAUAUGCUGAAUUUAAUCAUACUAGAAAAAUUGGGUCGAACUGUAUUGUGUAAUCUUGAAGAUCAGAAACAUUAGAUGUGCAGACUAAAUUCCAUGGCCAUAGAACAAGACUACAUUAUCCAGAAAAACCUAAAGGCAAAUCUUAAAGGAAAUGGUGGGGGCCCAUGAUAAUUUUUCUCGCUUUGUGCGGUGCAUGUGUAAAGUAAUACUUCAAAUUACAUUCCCAAUAAGUUACUGUUAUUAGUUUUCGAAUUGAGUACUAUGCGAAUGGUAUGUCUGCGAGUGAAAACAUAGACAUAGAUGUUCGCUUCUGUUAGUUUUUGUGAAAUCACAUAUGACAAAGCGUAUCUAACGUUUCUUGCUUCAUGUAUCCCUUCAAAAGGAACUUGGCUCUUUCCAGUUUACAGAUUUUAAGAUUUCUAACUAUCCGUAUGAGUGUGUAUCUAACAGUUUUUUUUGUGGUUAAGAAAUUGUUCGGUAUCCUACACAGUAAGAAGUAUUUCUUUUAUAAUUAUAACUAUAAUUUGUGAAACCUGUGUUCAGUUUCUAUUUUUAUAGGAAAAAGAAUUGGAAAUUAUUCGUUCGCGUUUGUUAUCUCAACAAGAACUUGAACACCAACUUACUCAAAUGAAAGUUGUUGCCCGGCUUGCAGAUAAUGAGAUACAUGAAUUAUUGUGCCAUCGCGAACGACUUCUAGCUAGAUCCGAAGCGGAAUGCGUAGCACAGAUGAAUUCUUUAAUUCGUAACCAGGGUUCUACUUCGGAAACAAUAACUUCUCUGUGUGACAACAGGUGUUAUUCAUGUGAGAACUGUCCUCAAUCUGCACAUACAUUUCAUCCAAGCUUUGGCAAAGAAUUGCAACUUUCUAAUGCAGAUGUUUCAAACGCAGGUUCUGCUGAAAGUUUGGCUUCUGUGGUGAUGAUAAAUAAUCAGCUUCAGGAUCUUGAGUCAGCUGUUGUUAAGGCACAAACAGACUACCAAAUUAUGAGAAAGAAGUAUAUUGUACAACGAUUUAAUUCAUUGUUCGGAAAAGUCCUUGCAAAACACCGUGGCAGUAUAAUUAACAGCUUUCAAUAUUCAUGUGGGGUUUUGACAAGAGAACUUAAUAAUCUCAAAUCAAUGAUGGAUACUAGAUUCGAAAAACUCUGUGAAAAAAUUCUGAGUUCGGAAGCAAAGUUGACUCAAGCCAAUAAAGAAGUUACAGAGAUAAAAGCUAAGCAGAUAAAAAUGAUCACUGAAUUAUAUGCUCAGAGAAAACAGCUUUAUAUUGAAAUGGACAAAAUACGAUUAGAAUCUGAGAUUGGCUUCCAUGAUUGGGAAAAUAAAGUGAACUUACUUAAGACUGAAAAUUGUGAAUUGAAUGCCAAGCUUGCAUCUCUUCAUUCUUGUUUUGGAGGCAGUCAUGUAAAUAUUGAUGAAGAACUAAAGAAAAUGAAAGAGGCUGAUAUGGAAGUAUCUAAAUUAAGGCCAAAACUCGUUGAGUUUGAAGGCAAAUGUGAUGAGUUAAUAACUUUAAAUAAGAAUUUACGUGUUGAGCUUAAUGAUCAAAUUAAUGCCAAUAAAGCGUUCAGAGAGUCUGCUGAAGAAGAGGUAAACCGCCUGAAAGAUAGUCUUGCAAAUUGUGUUUCCAAUUAUAAAUCAAUUAUCAACACUAUGUCGGAAGAGCAUCGUCGUGAGAAAGACCAAAUUAUAUCAAACAUGAAGCAUGCUGAAGAGACUAAGGAUAUUUCUUUACAAGAAACUGCCAAUUUAAAAAUUUUACUAAAUAAUCUCAAAACUGAGCUAAUCGACGAAAAAGAAAAGGCUUCUCAGGUUUCAGCCCUAUCUGAUAGAUUUAAAAGUGAAGUAGCCGACCUACGUUGCAAUCUCUCUAAAACAAGGGAACACUUAUUAGAAGUUGAAGAAAGCUUAAAAUUAGAGGACAAACUUUCACUGACUGAAACUUCUUAUAAGCUGAAGGAAAAAGAGGUUUGUAGGUUGGUGUCUCAAAUUAUAGAAUUAGAAUCUGAAAAUAAACGAAGUUCUGAUAAAAUUAAUGAGCUCGAAAACUUAGCUAAGUCAUCCAGUCAUAUCCAAUUGGAUCUGGAGCAUCAUUUAGAAACCUUGAGAAUUCAACUUAACGAAAUGGAAAGUGGAUGGUUGUCUACGCGUGCACAGCUGGCUGAAACAAGGCAACAGUUAAUUAAGACAGAAGAGCUACUUCAUGAUACGAGGUUGCGUCUUUUACGAGCAAACUAUGAAAAAGCUGAAGUUUUAGAACGCUUAACACUAACCGAACCAAAGAAUGGAAGAACCCAAUCGACAUUAGAUCUCACCUCUGAUAUAUCAUCUACAACAUAUAAUAAUGUAAGUACUGGAAUCAAGCUAGUUCAUUCGGAAUCAACAUCAGAUUUUCUUGUAAAAAUAAACUCAGUGGAGAAAUUCAAAAUAAUCUCAAUAAAAUUGAUCAUAUCGGCACAGCAAUGUGAUCCACGUUCACAUCAUAUAUGUUUAGAUCAUUUAUCUGGUAAUAUGAAAGAAUGGCCUCCUUAUUCAUCCAUUACUGCUCCAGUUAGUCCUGGUGGAUUACAAAAAGAAAAUCACAAAGCAUUGUCUGGUACGUCUGUACCAUUUCAUAGUUGUCGCUUUGGUCGUCUGAUUAUUUCACCUGAUGGAGAUGAAGCAAAAGAACUAAAGUCAAUCACUUAUCAAACGACACACAAACUUUACUCAGCUCCAUCGAAGACAGAAAACGAGAACCAGAUAGUUGAAAUGGAGCUGAAUACGCCUGCUACAAGUAUAUCAACUGAACAUGAAAAGCAACCUAAUUCAGAAUCGGUCUCACUAACUUUACCAUAUAUACCUGAAACUCCUGCGUAUAUGUUGAACAUGGUCAAUCUUUCUCGAAGUUGCAGUGCUUAUGAGAUUGCUACAGUGCCCCUUAAACUUUCGUGCAAUAGUGAUCUCUCUACCAAAAACACAUUGUCGUCCACGUCAAAUUGUUCAAUUCCUAUGAAUAAUGACAGACCGAGGUUUAAGUAUGGUAGGUGGGUUUCCAAAAAACUUCACAAACGUUCGAAGCAUGGAGUUUCGCAAGAUCUAAAGAUUAAAGUUGGUCGAUUCUUGGAGCCUUAUCCGCCAAGUACUAACGACGUUCAUAGAAGUAAGGAAUUAAAAGAAGGUAAUUCUGCUAACAAGUCGACGUGGCAUAAAGUAUGGUCAAAAAACAAGUAA